AUUAAUCAUCAUGCCGCGAUGAGAAGUGAGGAGGAAAGUGGCUGGCUACUGGGUGGUGAGCUGGCUCUGGCUAGCAGCAUGUGUUUAUCCCGUUAUUAUAUAUAUAUAUACACAACCCAACACGUUCCUUAAGAGGGAUUGUGUGUUCACAACUGAGUCUGUUGGUCAAAGUUGAAGAAAAACGGGGAAAUUCAGUUCCCACUUUUGGUCAGAUAAGUUGACAUUCAAAAGCUGGAAAAUAACGGGAGAAAGAUUGGUCGUAGAAAGGCACCUAACAAUAAUAUUGUUGAAGGUGCAAAGCCCCCUGUUCUUCUGUGCUCAAGGUGGAGAAAGAGAUGGCUGAGAAUGGAAGGGUACAUCCAGAUUGUAUGAAUGCUUCAAACCCUUACCAUGAAUGUGGUGUAGCUUGCCUUGAAAGGAUUUCCCAAGGGAAGAGAAGGAAAGAGAAGAAACAGUCAGAUUAUCAUAAUGGUGUAAAUGAGGGUUGGUCUAGCAAAAACAAGGAUGAAGAAAGAAGAGCACAGCCUACUUGUCCCAAAGCAUCUAAUCCUUACCAUAAAUGUGAGGAAUUUUGUUCUAAUAGAACUGCCGAGGUCAAUCCCAAGGGGGUUGAAAAGGAAACAGGAGGAGCCCAGCCUACUUGUCCCAAAGCAUCUAAUCCUUACCAUAAAUGUGAGGAAUUUUGUUCUAAUAGAACUGCUGAGAUUAAUCCCAAGGGGGUUAAAAAGGAAACAGGAGGAGCACAGCCUACUUGUCCCAAAGCAUCUAAUCCUUACCAUAAAUGUGAGGAAUUUUGUUCUAAUAGAACUGAGAUUAAUCCCAAGGGGGUUAAAAAGGAAACAGGAGGAGCACAGCCUACUUGUCCCAAAGCAUCUAAUCCUUACCAUAAAUGUGAAGAAUUCUGUUCUAAUAGAACUGCUGAGAUUAAUCCCCGUGGGGUUGAAAAACAAUCAGAAAGAGCACAGACAUGCCCCAGAGCAUCUAACCCUUACCAUAAAUGUGACGAACUUUGUUCCAACGGAACUUUGGAGGCCAAUCCCCAGGGGGUUAAAAAAGAUUCAGGUUCCAUUAUUGAUGCUGCUUUAAGCUUUGGUAGAAAAAAGAAGGAAUCUGGAUCUCAGCAGAACUCUCCCCGAGCUGUUAACAAUGUCCCUGUGGUAAAAGCAGCUCGCCGUGGUCCAUCACCUCUUCCUACUAAAAAGCAUGAUGAAGCUGAGAAUAGUGGAUCGUUUUCCUCAUCUCAACAACGUUCUGAUGAAAGUUAUUCUGAAGAUCAUUCUUUUGACAAGGGGCCAGUUCAAUCCCCUGGACCAAUGCAUGUGUCUGGGAAUAUCACGCCUGAUCCUCCCAAGAGCCCUACAAGGCUUAGUUUGGCCUGCUAUAAAAUUCCAACACCAGCUGAGCCGCAACAGAAUGGGAAGCUCCAUGGUUCACCAAAGGCUGCUACAUAUCCUUCUGCUAACCAUGAGGGAAAAGUCACUGAUGGUCCUAUUUCCGAGUAUCUGGACUUCAGCUUUUCAGGCAUAUCUCGUGCUUCAGAAGAGAGUGACGAGGAAGAGGUUCAAUCUGUCAUCUCUGAUUCCUGUGUGUCGGUAGGGAAAUAUCACGUGAGAGAAAAUAUUGCCUCUAUUCUACAGUUAAUCUUGGACAAGUAUGGUGAUAUAGCAGCAGGCAGUCGAUUGGAAUCAGCUUCCAUGCGAGCUUAUUAUUUAGAGUGUCUGUGCUCUGUGGUUCAUGAGUUGCAGUGCACUUCUUUCAAGCAGUUGACAAAUUCCAAAGUUAGAGAAAUGUUGGCUGUUCUCAAGGACGUAGAAUCCGCACAGAUUGAUGUUAGUUGGCUACGGGAUAUACUCAAUGAUCUGGCCGAAGGCAUGGAGCUGAGCAGUCAGCAUCAAGCUGCGGAAGAAGCAAAAUCAAAGUGUGAUCAUGCUAUAGAGUCAAUAAAAAAAGAACUAGAAUCCAUGAUGGAGGAUCUGGCUCAAAAAGAGAAGGCAGUUGCUGAUGCUAAAGCACAAAUCUCUGAAACAAGAGAUCGCCUGAAUAAGCUAGAGCUCGAUUCUUCUCGGUUAAGUGAGACUAUUUCUUCAAUCUGGUCGACAGUCGAAAAGUUUCAUGACAAACCCUUGGCCGAUGAGAUCUUGUAAUGCAACUGCCAGGCAAAACAACAACUACUACCUGAUACUUCUUGUAUUCUAUGUGUUCCAUAUUUACAAUUUUACAGAAUUUAAUUGUAUGAAUCAAAUUACAAAAACAUGUAGAUGAUACUAGACAUGGACAUAGACAUUGUACUUUGGUAUGUUAUAAAGUUUAUUAGUGUAUUAUAAGUUCUGUGAA
Populus trichocarpa (black cottonwood) is the source of this 2334-nucleotide messenger RNA. RefSeq lists its product as uncharacterized. The record is from RefSeq and is a predicted model, not a curated record. The transcript has 5 exons. The coding region runs from base 336 to 2144 and encodes 602 amino acids. Lineage: Eukaryota; Viridiplantae; Streptophyta; Magnoliopsida; Malpighiales; Salicaceae.